GGCCGCUGGAAGAUGAUCGACGAGCUGCACCCUUUCGCAGAGUGGAUCACCGCCUCGGAUCUUAAGGUCGGCGGCCUGAACUUGACAGGGAUGUCCCAGGAGGAGAUGACAAGCGUGACGCAGGCACAGGGCGAGCUGGACGACCUCGCGGUCUUCAAGCAGGCCUGCGAAGCGCGAUCGCCCGUGGAGGACAUGCUCCACCAGAUGGUCGAGGCGAGGGAGAGUCUCUGGAACGGGGUGCUGUCGGGCCCCAUCACCGAACAAAAGCUUCGACAGACCAUCGCUGUCUUCGCGACCGGGGAGUUCGAGCCGUUCGCGCACCAGCUGCGCGAGGCCUACCACCAGCUGACGUCGAGCCAGAGGAGUGACUUCGAGCAGCAGGUGACCGCCGCCGAGUGCGACGUGAAGGUGGCCGCCAGGGUGCUCGAUGGAGGUGGCCCCGCAGGCUCGUUGGAGGCCGCGUUCUUGCUGCUGCGGCCGCUCUUCGGCUCCACCAAGGAGCUCUUCCAGUGGGAUGUGGAGACGAACGGCCUCGGCUUCAACUUCCUGGGCUGGAAGGGCGACGGUGGCUGUGACUUCGCCGCGGCCCUGAGCGCCACGGCCUAG
This is a messenger RNA of Prorocentrum cordatum, 606 nucleotides long. Lineage: Eukaryota; Dinophyceae; Prorocentrales; Prorocentraceae. The record is from the annotation of a GenBank genome assembly.